Oppia nitens is the source of this 1613-nucleotide messenger RNA. It is a transcript of the gene Galt, whose product is annotated as galactose-1-phosphate uridylyltransferase-like. Gene Ontology annotation, biological process: beta-D-galactose catabolic process via UDP-galactose, Leloir pathway. Gene Ontology annotation, cellular component: cytoplasm. The record is from RefSeq and is a predicted model, not a curated record. Bases 54 to 1121 code for a protein of 355 amino acids. The transcript has 5 exons. Gene Ontology annotation, molecular function: UDP-glucose:hexose-1-phosphate uridylyltransferase activity; zinc ion binding. NCBI's taxonomy places the organism in Eukaryota, Metazoa, Arthropoda, Arachnida, Sarcoptiformes, Oppiidae.
UAAUUUAUUUUUUCUUAAACUAAAUCAAUUAUAUCAGUAAAACAUUUGGAGCCAUGGAUUCAAAAGGGAAGCAAACAUUUGAUUUUAAUGAGCAUCAACACAUUCGGUACAACCCGUUAAAAGAUGACUGGGUUCUGGUCAGUCCUCAUCGCAUGAAGCGUCCCUGGGCUGGACAGGUAGAAAAACUGGCCGAAGAUGAUGUACCCGAACGAGAUCCUACUAACCCAUUAUGUCCCGGUUCUCGUCGGGCCAACGGUAUCGUCAAUCCUGAAUAUACCGAAACGUUCGCCUUUGACAAUGACUUUCCUGCUCUGCUCGACGACUGUCCUGAACUGAACGACACGUCCGACGAUCCGCUGUUUCGUACAGUCCCGGCCCGGGGCAAGUGUCGGGUAAUUUGUUUUCAUCCUAAUUCAAACAUUUCGUUACCUUUGAUGACCAACGCCGAGAUACUGAAAGUUAUCGACACCUGGAUUCAGGAAACUAUACAAUUAGGUCUGACCUACAAUUGGGUUCAGUUGUUUGAGAAUAAGGGCGCAAUCAUGGGCUGCUCUAAUCCGCACCCGCACUGUCAAGUAUGGGCCAGUUCUUAUCUGCCAAACGAGAUCCGUAUUAAGGAUCAGAUGCAACAAAAAUAUCUUACAAAACACGGCAGACCAUUGCUAAUGGAUUACUUGGACAAAGAGUUGAAUACAAAAGAGCGAUUGGUAGUCGAGAACGACAAUUGGGCGGUUUUGGUACCAUUUUGGGCCGUCUGGCCAUUCGAGACAAUGAUUUUACCGAAAAGACAUGUACAGCGAAUUGAAGACUUGACUAAUGAAGAAAAACGAGAUUUGGCUGACAUUAUGAGACAAUCGCUUAUUAAAUAUGACAAUCUAUUUGAGACAUCGUUUCCAUAUUCAAUGGGUUGGCACGGUGCACCCACUGGACAAUACUAUACUACCGAUACCUCUCAUUGGGUACUUCACGCCAGCUAUUAUCCACCGCUGUUACGGUCAGCCACUGUCAAGAAGUUUAUGGUCGGCUACGAACUGUUAGCUCAGGCACAGAGAGAUCUAACACCGGAACAGGCGGCACAACGUCUAAGAGAUUCAUCAGAUGUUCACUAUAAGAGAAAAUGAGAUUCAAAUCAAAUCAAAUAAAUAAAACAUUCAAAUAGUCUGUUGUUAAGUGUUUUAAUAAUAAUAUUUACAAUUUAUUAAUUUUUUUCAUCAUUUAAUUUUUCUUUUAAUGAAUUCGAGUAAUUGAUUACAUAAUUUAAGAUUAGUGUACUUUAUAAUAAUAAUAAUAAUUCAAUUAAAAGAUAGGGAUAUAAUUUACUCUAGUGUUGUUGUUGUGUUGUAGUAAUUAAAUUAUAAUAAAAACAAUUAAAUAUCUUAAAAAUUAAAUAAAUAAAAAUGCGUUUAUAAGAUGUUUAAAUUUUUUUUUUAAAAAUCAAAUGAAAUUUACUAUCAAUUAAAACAAAAAUACAAUAUUAUUUUGAUCGCAACCAUUACUCUCUAUCUCUGUUAUAAUGUAUAUUUAAAAUUAAUAUUUUUUUCAUCAAAAUUUUUUUUUAUGUAUACUGUAUAUGUCUUAUCAUUUUUUUGUGAAGCAAAUUAUUAUAAUUAUUU